Suillus discolor is the source of this 997-nucleotide messenger RNA. RefSeq names its product glycoside hydrolase superfamily. Gene Ontology annotation, molecular function: beta-glucosidase activity. The record is from RefSeq and is a predicted model, not a curated record. The transcript is spliced from 10 exons. NCBI's taxonomy places the organism in Eukaryota, Fungi, Basidiomycota, Agaricomycetes, Boletales, Suillaceae. Gene Ontology annotation, biological process: glucan catabolic process. The coding region runs from base 98 to 997 and encodes 299 amino acids.
UCCUAUCUUUCAUCCCUAUAGCACUCACAGACCUGUGAGAAGCUAGACUAUCUGCGCGUCGUUACAAUCCAGAUUUCACUUGGACUCAAAACCCAUCAUGCCGUGGUCAGAUUUCGCAAAUGCAGAUGUGGAUGAUAUCGUCGAGAAGCUCACUACGGACGAGGCUAUUCUCCUCACCGCUGGUGUUGGCUUCUGGCACACACAUGAGAUCGCUCGCCUUGGGAUACCCGCUAUAAAAGUUAGCAAUGGUAUCAGAGGCAAUCACUUCUUCAUGAGUACACUGGCCAAGUGCCUGCCUUCUUCUACCGCGCUUGGAGCUACCUGGGACACGGAACUGAUUGAGGAAGUCAGGUUGAAGUUACUCGCAAGCGAGGCCAAGCUCAGAGCCGUGCCUGUGAUUCUUGCCCUGGCAUGUAAUGUCCAACGCAACCGACUACAGAACCCUCUAGGUGGCCAUGCCUUCGAGAGUCUCUCAGAGGACCCACUUCUAUCUGGUCUCAUUGCGGCCGCAUACGUUAAAGGUGUUCAAAAAUGGCGGCAUUGGAACUACAAUCAAGCAUUUCGUAAAUAUGCGAAGCCAUGGUGUUUCAUGACUUCGUACAACCAUGUCAAUGGCACCCACACCUCUGAGAAUAAGCAUCUCUUGCAAGACAUCCUACGCCGAGAGUGGGGCUUUGAGGGGCUUGUCAUGUCUGAUUGCAUACCUGUAUUAAAAGCCAAUCAGGGGGAAGAUGUUCCCACCGGCCAUGUUAGCGGCCUCUUCAGGAUCAAGUUCGAAUCCAUGCCCCAACACAGAAUGAUGGCUCACUUGGUACUGCACGAAUUCCUGGAAGUACACCCCGCAUACGCUCUCAGCAUUGAUACUCGUAUUCAUGCUCGAGAGAUAUCGAUAUCCUCCCCUGUCACAGCUGACCCUCAGCAGAGGCUGGACGAGUAUUGGCCAGUGACGGGGGUGAAAUGGGUCACGCAUGCCAUCGUUGGCGAUUGUGGAAAGUAA